AUGAGGAAAUUCAUCAGGUAUCUCCAGGACCAGGCCGUCCAAGCCAGCGAGCAAAGGCACUCGGGCGCCGCUUAUUUGUCGCCCGCGACGAAAGAGCCUCAGCAACGGGAGCACCACCACACACCGUCACAGUUCAAAGCGCAACAUACCGCACACCAUCAAACGCGAGCGGGACAUCCCAGCACCGCCGCUCACAGUUUUCCUGCCCACACGUCUGCAGGAGGGCCGCCGUCUCCACCGCAACCGCGGAACUCAAACGGUCAACGAGAGACACCAUCUCCAGAUAUUCCGGACCCUUUACAUCGCAACAUCACCCGUCAUCAAUAUGCUAUGGACAACAUACUGCAAUCGUACGAGAUUUACAUUCCGGAAGCCGACACGAGCCACCACGGCCGAAGACAUUCAAACGCCCCCAAGCAAAAGUACUGGGUUGUGUACAUCCAUGGAGGAUAUUUCCGCGACCCGAGCGUAACCUCGGCAUCGUUCUAUCCUGCCCUGUCGCAAUUGGUGUAUUCUUCUGACCACCAUCAUCUUCAUCUUCCUCAUAUACAUAAUCCAUUCGAGCAUCAGCGCCACCAUGAGGACGAAGACGGACAAGAACACGUUACCAAUCCUUUUUCGGAUCCGAGACACAGAUACGGAGAGCUGCAUGACAGCCACGAUAGUGAUAUCGAGGACGGCCAUGACGACGAAGACAUAAGGCCUUACAUUGCAGGUUACGCAUCCAUCAAUUACCGCCUCUCACCGCACCAUCAAAAAGCACCGCAGGACCCAACCAAAACCCCAAAAUAUGAGCUCCGCGACGCCCGUUGGCCGGACCACAUCCAUGACGUGGUCCAGGCAAUCGCUCAUUUACAGCAGAAAUAUGGAUUUGGGGAGAAUUACUUGCUUGUCGGACACAGCGUGGGUGCCACUAUGGCUGUGUUGAGUACGCUUUCUAGAGGGAAGACAUUCACCAGCGGGACAAAAGCUGCUUCUGCCACGCCUGCACAGGGUGGAAAGAGCAGUAAAGGCCGACGAAAAAUCCGAUUCGGAAAGGCGAAAAAGGGAAACACAGAAUCGAAGAAUGACGACAAGGGCAGCAAUGGCACCAGCGAUAGCGACAGAAGCAGCAACUCCAGUGGCGACGAGCACCCCGCGUCUACCUCGUCCAGCUUUGCUGACAUCGACCCUCCGCUAGCCGUCCUCGGCGUCUCGGGCAUCUACGAUUUCGAAUACCUCCACAAGACAUUCCCUUCGUAUAUCGAAUUGACGAGGAACGCGAUUCCCAAUUCCGAGGAUUUUGCCCUUGCCAGUCCUGCGUGGUACAGUGCUGAUGAAUAUGCUGAACUCUGGGCCGGCGGCGGCGCUGGAACUGGAACAAAACUACCAUCCGAGGCAGGAAGUGGAAAUGGACCGCAAACAGAUCGACGACAAGGAAGACGAACUCAAGCCCAAAGCCGAGCCCUGAUUCUCGCCCACUCGCACGACGACGGCCUCGUCGACUGGUCGCAAGUCGAAGCUAUGGAGAGGGUAUUUACCCCUAGGGGCAAUACCGUCACCGACGAUGGCAACGACAACAAGAUAUCCGUUGAGACUCUCGAGAUCAAAGGUCAACACAAUGAUAUCUGGGAACAAGGCACCGAACUCGCCCGGGCGAUCCGUCAUGGUGUGCGAGUCAUGCGUCGUCUCGAUUCGCAACAUGAUGAUGACAAUGACAACAACGCACAGUGA
Exophiala dermatitidis NIH/UT8656 is the source of this 1713-nucleotide messenger RNA. RefSeq lists its product as uncharacterized. The record is from RefSeq and is a predicted model, not a curated record. Bases 1 to 1713 code for a protein of 570 amino acids. Lineage: Eukaryota; Fungi; Ascomycota; Eurotiomycetes; Chaetothyriales; Herpotrichiellaceae. The transcript has 2 exons.